Messenger RNA from Thamnophis sirtalis, 568 nucleotides. The record is from RefSeq and is a predicted model, not a curated record. Lineage: Eukaryota; Metazoa; Chordata; Lepidosauria; Squamata; Natricidae.
CAUUCUCUUCAGAAGAGGAAUAACUGUAAUUAUGCUUUAGCUUGUUCAGAAUGGAUUAUGUUAAAAGUAAAGCAGUUCACAAAAAAUGUGAUACCAGGGGAGGGGAGUAGUACGCAGCAGGCUAAUUGGGUUGCUUUAGGAACAGGCUGGGGAAAAAAGUAUUGUUGGGAUUAUAGCAAACAUGGUUGAGAUGCUUUAAAUGUUAAUAUGAUUAAGUUAUCAACAUCAUCUACUGGUUUUUUUUCUACUUGUAUUUCUUCUCUAGGUGGUUAGUGGUAAAAGACUCUUUCUUAUUGUACAUGAAGCCAGACAGUGGAGCCGUUUCUUUUGUCCUCCUGGUUGAUAAAGAAUUCAGCAUAAAGAUUGGCAAGAAGGAGACAGAAACUAAAUAUGGGUUACGAAUUGAUAAUCUUUCCAGGUCACUGAUUUUGAAGUGCAACAGCUACAGGCAUGCUCUCUGGUGGGGCCAAGGAAUAGAAGAAUUCGUCCAGAAAAAUGGCAAGAACUUCCUCAAACAUCACAGAUUUGGUUCCUACGCAGCCAUCCAGGAGAACACAUUAGCCAAGUG